GUUACGCUACGUGCCUGAUAAUAUAAUAUUACCUUUAUUUGCAUCACAAGUACGACUGCUGUCACCAGACGUCGACACUGUACAUUUGUCAUCACGGAUUCACAAGUUGACUGCAAGUGUUGUUGUUUGAUGAUUGCUAGGAAAGAGCUAAAUAAAUUCAUGAACAUUCCUGUUUGUCUGCGAAUCUGGACCCGAUUCAUUUACCAUAAAUAUCGCGGAAAUCUAGUGCACCAUACGCAAUUGUGUGGAUACUGCCUACAUGAUGAUUUCCGAAAAGGAACAACCGAUUUCUGCUGAAGACUCGAUCGUCGAGUUUUCCGCAAGUGAAGAUGAGUGGUACCCAACAAGUAAAUCUGAUUCUAAAGGAUGUUUGGAUUCUAAAUCUGCUCCUAAGGAUAAAUUCAAAACUGCAAGGAAACGAAAACCUGCGGAUGUGGGAACAAAAAAUCUUCAGCCAACAAGGAUCUCUAGGAGAAUUGCCAAUCGUUUGGGUAAGAUAAUCCCCGAAGUGGAAUGUCAAUCUGUCACUGCCACGGAAAACGAAUCAUCCACCUCUGAUUCAGAAACGGAGAGCAGGAAUAUUUCGAAAAAAACAAGUACUGUAAAAAGGGGUCGGAAACCGAAAUCGAUUAAGGAAGCGCCAAUAAAGCUGACAACAUUUUCAGUAGAAGAAUUGUACCGAAAGUAUAGGCCGGAUCUAGCCGGUAAGCCCGAAACGAAGAUUGCGAAAAUUAAUCGAGUGAAACUGAAGGAACACAAUGACGAUGAUAGUAGUGGCGAUGAUUAUCUGGUAGAUCCAGCUGAUCUGGAUUUGAAUUCAGAUUUUUUCACACUAUCUCAAACAUCAGUUGCUCAGGACUCUAAAUCAUUUGAACCAAUUGUUUGCGAUACUAGACUCGAAAAGCAUGAAUCUAGUGACAGUGAUGAAGAUAAUAUACCUUUGAAAUGCUUGAAAAAAGAGAGAAUUGAUUCUUCGGAAUUUAGCAAAAAGCUGAUUGAACAAAUUAAUCAAACCAAUCAGCAUUGUAUGAAUAUGAUUAAGUUGGCAGAAGUAUCGCACACAGCACGAUCAUCGGAAGUUAAGGGUGAAGAAAAAGUAUCAGAGUUGCUGCUAGCAGGAGAGAAAAUCAGUGGCUUACCAUCUACACAAAAUUUGCCUGUUGAAAAGGAAGCAAAAAAACAAGACAAACAUAUUGAAAUAACCAUCAAGCUCGAUUCUGUGGGGAUUGGAACACAGCAGGAGAAAAAAAUAGAUCUGUUGACAGCCGUUAAACGGUUUAUGAAUCGUGAAAAGCGUCAAAACCAGAUCGAUCUCCAUAAAGUUUCGAUACUAUGUUGGAUCGGCCACGGAACAUUUCUCAACAGAACCAUCGCUGAUAGCAAACUAACUCAGUUGAUCAUCAAACGACUGCUGCCAUCCGCGACGUGUCGCCCGAAAGGACUCACAAAUGUUCAUUACUUUGAACAGAUAACACGAUACUUCAGGAAGGUCGUUAAACUGAAAUACAGCGAAAUGUAUUUCAAGGCACAGAAACUUCCGCCACUGAAAGCAAUAUUAAAGUAUCAAAUCCUUCAGCGCUCGGCAUUUUCCAAGCGCGAUUUCGUGCUACUUUUCCUCCUGAUGCUUCGCAGUUUACAAAUCCAUAGUCGGUUGGUGAUUUCGCUAGUAGUACCGCCCAAGCAUGUUCCCGCCGGUGAGUUGUAUCGGAUGAUGCCUCAAACGCGCGAAGAACUGGAGGCCGAUCGGCGUUUGCUUUCCGAUUUUCUGCGAGCCCCCAAGCACAGCACCAUUUUCAAGGUGAAGGAAAAAUUAAACGCCAUGGUCAGAAAAGAUUCCGCACAGGUUCGGAAGAGAGCGGCCAGGAAAAUUCGUUAUGAAGGGUUUUCCUCGACCAUUUCACAAAAUGAUGGUUGCAACGAUUUCGUCGAAUCUCGUGCACGAGAAAAUGUAAAACAACUAGUGGAUCGUUUUGUGGAAAUGGAACAAAAUGUCACUUCCGAGUUGGCGAAGAAAUCGGACAAAGUGCGGACAACGUUUGCUGCUAAUUUGGAUGAAGAAGUACGACAACGUCGUGAAAAGAUACUGCUGGCUUAUCGUGCUUCUAAAGAGCGAAAUAGAGUAGCUAAAGCUAAGGCCCAAGCGCAGGACGAAAGCUGCAGUUCGUCAACGCUAAAAUCCAAAGUUAGGGUUAAACGAAAAAAACUUAAUCAAGCAAAUUCCCCGGGCGUAGAUAUAUGGCUUGAGGCGUAUUGCGAAAAUGAGGAUAAAUGGAUUACCAUAGAUGUGCUCAACAACAAGGUGCACUGUUUGGAGGAUAUUGUGACCCAAGCCAGCCAACCCAUCUCGUACGUACUGGCAUGGAACAACGACGGUACGAUCAAGGAUGUCUCGCCUCGGUACAUCUCACGGUUAGGCAGCAAGAAAAGCAAACUACGCGUCGAGGAUAGCUGGCUCGAACGGUCUCUCAUGCCAUACCGUCCCAGUCGUUCUACCCGUCGUGAUCGCAGCGAGGAUCUGAAGUUUGAAAAAUUACUUAACAAACGCCCCUUCCCCGAGCAGAUUGGGGAGUACAAAAAUCAUCCCCGCUUUGCCAUCGCGCGUCAUUUACUGCGAAACGAGGCGAUAUAUCCGCGAGAUGCUAUCAUCCUGGGGUACAUCAAGGAUGAACCGAUUUACCCCCGAGAUUGUGUCCAUGUGCUAUUCUCAAGAGAAGGUUGGCUGCGCCAAGCGAAAACGGUGCAGCUUCAUGAAGAACCGUACAAAAUAGUGAAGGCGAAGGCGAGAUACGAUCGUUUGACGGGAACUUCGAUCACUGGGUUGCAAACGGAACUGUUCGGCAUGUGGCAGGUUCAAGAUUAUGAGCCGCCCGUCGCUGAAAAUGGAGUAGUUCCAAGAAGUGCAUAUGGCAAUGUGGAGCUCUUCAAACCAUGUAUGUUACCAAAAGGAACUGUACACCUGCAGUUACCAGGCUUGAACAAGAUAUGUAAGCGAUUACGGGUUGAUUGUGCACCGACGAUCACUGGAUUUGAGUACAGAAACAACGCUUGUCAAGCAGUGUAUGAUGGAUACGUUGUUUGUGCGGAGUUCCGCGAUCAGGUUAUCGACGAAUGGUACCAAGAACAAGUAGAACUUGAGCGAAAAGAAGAUGAGAAGGUCAAGAAAAGAGUUUAUGGUAACUGGAAGCGACUAGUGAUGGGUUUAUUUAUUCGUAAGAAAUUAAAAGAUCGUUAUAACUUUGAUAAUAUUUAGAACGUCACAGGGGUCUUGUUUUCAGCUAAGUAUGUUUGGUAUUUUUGUAAAUCAAUUUAUGUUUUGAAAUAUAGUAAAUGUCAUAAGAACAAAAAUGUAAAC
Toxorhynchites rutilus septentrionalis is the source of this 3352-nucleotide messenger RNA. Its product is annotated as DNA repair protein complementing XP-C cells homolog. The transcript is spliced from 3 exons. The coding region runs from base 260 to 3250 and encodes 996 amino acids. Gene Ontology annotation, cellular component: nucleus; cytoplasm; nucleotide-excision repair factor 2 complex. Gene Ontology annotation, biological process: mismatch repair; nucleotide-excision repair. Lineage: Eukaryota; Metazoa; Arthropoda; Insecta; Diptera; Culicidae. Gene Ontology annotation, molecular function: single-stranded DNA binding; damaged DNA binding. The record is from RefSeq and is a predicted model, not a curated record.